Messenger RNA from Microthlaspi erraticum, 1953 nucleotides. The record is from the annotation of a GenBank genome assembly. NCBI's taxonomy places the organism in Eukaryota, Viridiplantae, Streptophyta, Magnoliopsida, Brassicales, Brassicaceae.
AUGUUCUACCAAGCAUCCUCCGUUGUUCGUCCACUGUCAUCGGAUCCAGCGACCGCCAUUGCCAAUUUAUGCUCAAAGGGAAACCUCCGAGAAGCUUUCCAUAGAUUCCGACUCAACAUCUUCACAAACACCAACCUCUUCACUCCGUUCAUCCAAUCAUGCGCCACCAUAAAAUCAAUCCGAUCCGGAAAGCAGCUCCAUUGCCUCCUCGUCGUCUCCGGAUUCACCUCCGACAGUUUCAUCUGCAACCAUCUAAUGAGCAUGUACUCAAAGAUCGGAGAUUUCUCUUCAACCAUCGCAUUGUAUGACUCCAUGCCUAAGAAGAAUUUCAUGUCAUCUAACAUUCUCAUCAAUGGGUAUGUCCGUGCCGGAGAUUUAGUAAGUGCCCGGAAGGUGUUCGACGAAACGCCUGAAAGAAAGCUCACAACUUGGAACGCCAUGAUCGCUGGGUUGAUCCAGUUCGAGCACAACGAAGAAGGUUUGCGUUUGUUUAAGGAAAUGCACGGAUUAGGGUUUUCGCCUGACGAAUACACACUCGGUAGUGUCUUUAGCGGAUCUGCCGGAUUGAGAUCGUUGACCAUAGGGAAGCAGAUUCAUGGCUACACGAUCAAAUACGGGCUUGAGUUGGAUUUGGUAGUGAACAGCUCCGUGGCUCAUAUGUAUAUGAGAAACGGGAGAUUGGAAGAUGGCCAAAACGUUAUUAGGUCAAUGCCUGUUCGUAAUUUAGUCUCAUGGAACACACUCAUCGCAGGGAACGCUCAAAACGGAUGUCCUGAGACCGUGCUUCAUCAGUAUAAGCUGAUGAAGAUCUCUGGUGUUAGGCCGAACAAGAUCACGUUUGUGACUGUGCUUAGUUCUUGUUCUGAUUUAGCGAUAAGAGGUCAGGGUCAGCAGAUUCACGCGGAGGCUAUCAAGAUUGGUGCUAGCUCUGUGGUAGCUGUGGUUAGUUCGUUGAUAAGCAUGUAUUCGAAAUGUGGGUGUCUUGAAGAUGCAGCUAAAGCUUUCUCAGAGCGUGAGGAUGAAGAUGAAGUCAUGUGGAGCUCGAUGAUAUCUGCUUAUGGGUUUCAUGGACAAGGCGAUGAGGCGAUCAAGCUGUUUAAUACUAUGGUAAAGGAAACAGAAAUGGAGAUAAACGAGGUUGCGUUUCUGAAUCUGCUUUACGCUUGUAGCCAUUCCGGUUUAAAGGAGAAAGGGCUUGAGUUGUUUGACAUGAUGGUUGAGAUAUACCGGUUUAAGCCCGGUUUAAAGCACUACACUUGUGUGGUUGACUUGCUCGGUCGAGCAGGGAAGUUGGAUGAAGCCGAGGCGAAGAUUAGGUCAAUGCCGAUGAAACCAGACACGGUUAUAUGGAAAACGUUGUUAUCUGCGUGUAACAUACACAAGAACGCAGAGAUGGCGCAGAGAGUCUUUAAAGAGAUUCUUGAGAUUGACCCUAACGACUCUGCUUGUUACGUCCUGCUCGCGAACGCUCACGCCUCGGCUAAGAGAUGGCGAGAUGUCUCGGAGGUGAGGAUGUUGAUGAGAGAUAAGAAGGUGAAGAAAGAGCCAGGGAUCAGCUGGUUUGAACAUAAAGGCGAGGUGCAUCGGUUUACGAUGGGAGACCGGUCUCAGUCGAAAUCGAAAGAGAUUUAUUCGUACAUUAAGGAGAUGACGUUAGAGAUGAAGUUGAAAGGGUACAAGCCUGACACAGCUUCGGUGUUGCAUGAUAUGGACGAGGAAGAGAAAGAGUCGGAUUUGGUUGAGCACAGCGAGAAACUAGCGGUUGCGUUUGCGCUCAUGGUGUUGCCUGAAGGCGUUCCGAUUAGGAUAAUCAAGAACUUGCGCGUUUGCGGUGAUUGCCACGUUGCGUUCAAGUAUAUCUCUGUGAUCAAGAGCAGAGAGAUCACGUUGAGAGAUGGUAGUAGGUUCCAUCAUUUCGUAAACGGAAAGUGUUCAUGCGGCGAUUAUUGGUAA